UGCCCCACGCCCACGAAAGGUAAAAGAACUGCGUUUCACAUACGAAGAAUCGUCGGCCCCUCUCUGAAACAAGCAACAUUGAAUAUCCAGGAGCGAGCAGAUGAAUGAAAAAAAUGGAGAACCCAACAACAAAGAACUCUAUGCUUUGCUGCACAUAUCGCCCGAAGCUUCUGAUGAAGAAAUCAGAAGGGCUUAUCGCCAAUGGGCUCAAGUUUAUCAUCCUGAUAAAUGCCAAUCUCCACAAAUGAAGGAGAUCGCUACAGAGAACUUUCAACGAGUAUGUGAAGCUUAUGAAAUUUUAACAGAUGAAAAAAAGAGAAUGAUAUACGAUAUUUAUGGUAUGGAGGGACUAAAUUCCGGUCUGGAACUCGGCCCCAAAUUGAACAAAGUUGAAGAGAUAAAGGAAGAACUCGAGAGAUUGAAGCGUCAGAUGGAACAAGAAAAAGUUGCAGCGCAUUUCCAACCUUCUGGUUCGAUUUUGGCAAAUUUGUCGUGGCCUGAUUUUGUAGAUGGUGACGGCAUUAUGAGAGGGAUGGUUAUGGCGAGUGAAGUUCAAACUCAAAUAUCGAAGCACACUUCUCUGGCUAUCGGUGGGAAUUUGGCGGUGAACUCAAAUGCCGGUGGUGGUGCAACGACUGCUAUCCUUAGGCAUAAUUUGUCCCCGGUUUCUUCUGUUGAAUUUAUGGGCUCUAUUGGUUUGCAGUCGUUAUUAGGAAUGCAAUCUUCUCGACAAUUGUCGGUUCACUCUACUGCAAUAAUGGGGAUUACCAUGUCUUUGAGAGAUGGCUCGAUUAAUCUAUCAAACACUUGGAGCCGUCAACUCUCGGAGACAACAAAUGGAAACAUACAUCUCUCUUUAGGUGUAGAAUCAUCUAUAGGUGUUGGCUGGAGAAAGAAAGACGAAAAUAUGUCUGCUUCGGGAGGGAUUAAGAUUGGGACAAGCUCGUUUGGUGCAACUGCUCACUACACUCAUUUCUUUUCCGCUAAAUCACAUGGACGAAUUGCCGGCACAGUUGGAAGUGGUGCACUUGCACUUGAAAUUGGGGGUGGAAGAAAAGUAUCAAAAUCCAGCACUGUUCGAAUGUUAUAUUCCAUUGGAAUUCAGGGACUGAUUUGGAAAUUUGAAUUGCAUCGUGGUGGGCAAAAGUUGGUUGUUCCUAUAUUGUUGUCCAAUCAUCUGAAUCCAGUUUUUGCAACCGGGGCAUUCAUUAUUCCAGUAUCUCUUUAUUUUACUCUCAAGAACUUUGUGUUUAAACCCUAUUAUCGUAGACGGGAAAAGCAAAAGGGUUUGGACAAGUUUGAAAAGACUCGAGGCCAGGUUAAAGAGGCAAGGACAGCAGCUAAGAAAGCUCAACAGCUAUUGCAGAAUGUUGCGAAUAGGAAAAGAAAUAAGCAACUAGAAAUGGGUGGACUUGUUAUUGUUAAGGCUAUUUACGGGAAUAUCAAAGCUCGGCAUAAUAUGUCGGAACAAGAAACAGAAGAAGAAGAAGAAGAUGAAGUGGCGUCACAGAUUAUUGAUGUCACAGUACCUCUGAAUUUUCUCGUCAAUGAUUCUGGGCAACUCAAGCUACACCAAGGUGUUAAAAAAUCUGGAAUUAUGGGGUUUUGUGAUCCUUGUCCUGGACAAGUUAAACACUUGUGUGUGGAGUAUACCCAUCGUGGCACCAGAUACGAGGUUACAGUGGAUGAUUACGCGGAGUUGCUAAUACCGGAUCAAAGCCACAGAGUCGUCUAAAUACUUGAUUUGUAUUUUGCUAAAGAUUAUUAGCCUAGUUAGUUAUAAACUUGAAGAAUAUAUAGAGUUACAUUAUUUUUCCGGAUCCAGAGUAUAAACAUGUAAUGACAUUCGUAAUGUUUUAUACGCAACUUAUUUCCUGGUGUUUAGAUGAUAAUAGUUCAAUCAUUCAUGAUAUACUAUUCGUGGAACUUCAUACUGCUCGAGUUUUGAUUCAAAGUGUUGUUGCUGCUUGAGUA
Molecule: messenger RNA, 1974 nt
Organism: Erythranthe guttata (spotted monkey flower)
Lineage: Eukaryota; Viridiplantae; Streptophyta; Magnoliopsida; Lamiales; Phrymaceae
Gene: OWL1
Product: DNAJ heat shock N-terminal domain-containing protein
Source: RefSeq, a predicted model, not a curated record